Molecule: messenger RNA, 8300 nt
Organism: Mirounga angustirostris (Northern elephant seal)
Lineage: Eukaryota; Metazoa; Chordata; Mammalia; Carnivora; Phocidae
Gene: CDKL4
Product: cyclin dependent kinase like 4
Exons: 10
Coding region: 2010-3038 (342 amino acids)
Biological process (GO): protein phosphorylation
Cellular component (GO): nucleus
Molecular function (GO): protein serine/threonine kinase activity; ATP binding
Source: RefSeq, a predicted model, not a curated record
UAAACGGUCACAUCUCAAAAAAUUUAACAAUCAUAUUUAACUGUCAAACACUUGGAAUUAUUUCCAGAAAAUACACAACUGGUUUGUGUGUUACUUGUGGGCUUUUUAAAAACAUAGACCCCUGAAAUCAAUCUUUGGGGGCUAAGCCCAAUAACCUAUUACUUUUAUAAAGUCAUGCAGAUUAUUCAGAUGUGCAAUCUCUAUGUGGGAAACAUUGGUUGACCUGAAUUUAAAUCAGUUUUCUGAGGGUGGUCGAAGGAUCACAUGAUCAGAAUAAUCUCUGAUGACUGUUAAAAAUGCAAAUUUUGUAGCUCUACCUAGUAACUUUUGAUUAAGGAUCUUUAUUCAUUCAAAAGGAAAAGAGCCACUCACCUAAAUGUUGGAGAGAAUAUAUUUCAUCUUCAUUUAAGUUCAAGCUAUCUAUCUUAUUAGCUAGUUUCUUAGUAGUAUUGAGAAGAAUGAGAUCAGUUGUUUCUGGGCCUGUUGGCUGUCAUUCAGCUUACACUGAUUUCAGGAGAGAUUGGGAAAGAACGGGCAGAUAGUUUUCACCAUUACUAGAAACAAAGAUGAAAAUGUGUCUAUAUACAAAAUAAUGGAUAAGCACGAAGAGUAUUACUUGAGGGAAUAUAGUAAGUCCCCAGUACAUGUAUCUGUGCUAGGUGUGAUUCUACAUGCUUUAUACAGAUUGUCCCAUGGAAGCCCCAAAACAACCUAGUGGGUAGGUAUUGUUAAUGCUGUUUUACAAAUGAAACUGAGGCAUCGAAAGCUUAAAUAACUUGCCAAAGGAUAUAACUGAUACAUGGUGGAGCUAAGAUUUGAACCCAGGCCACUUGGUUCAAAGUGUAUACCCUUAACUACUAUACUAAAGUAUGUAUUACACAGAAUACAAACAGUAUAUCCACUGCCCUCUAAAAUAUAUGAAGCAUUUUCCCCCCAGAAAUUAGAUGGAUUUUCUCCAGGAGCUGGAUUUCAAGUUCUGAUUUUCACAGUCUCUGCAACAAGAGAAAUCAACUUCCUAUCUUAAUUUUUUGGCUUUACCAAGAAGAAUUUUGAAUUGAAUUUUCAAUUCAACUUUCAACUGAAUUCUCUUUAUUCAAAGUGUUUUGCAUAAAAUUAGUUAAAGCUUAUUAAGUAAGUCUAGUCAAAACUCAUUGCAAAGACUUUUUUUUUUUUUUACUUUUGUGAGAUAACUCCGUUAUUUAACCAACUUACACAUCACUUACAGUGUAUCCAGGCACCUCACUGAUGCUGGAAAAAGGAUGGAAAAGGCAUCAUUUCUAGUAUUCAAGGAGCCCACUUGGAUGAAAAAAAAUUUUUUUAAAGGUACAAAAGGUUGCGCCUAAUUAUACUUUGGGGAAAAGAAAGCCUUUGUGUGGAAAGUUAUAUAUAAACCAGGUUGUUAGAUGAAGGGUUUAUCAAGUGCAGUACAAAAGGGUGGUGAGCUGUAGGCUAGACUAAGCUUCAAGGACUCUGAAUGCAGGUUCCUGGAGUAGUGACGAUAAAUGCAGCUGAGCUUGGUUUAGAGAACCUGGAGCACAGCAACAGGCACAAAGCUAGAAAACAAGGUUGAGCCUGACUGUGGAGAGCUUCCUAAUGAGAAAAGGAGCUAGAAGCUCCACUUAGGAACUGCAGCGAUCAGACACACGCCCAUGAAAACAGGCAGCUGGGUUUGUGCAUAGGUGAUCACUCGUAUCCUUACGGAGAAUAUUUUCCGUAGCAUGAUAAGGGCAGAAAUGAGUCGAUGUGAGUUUAUGUAGAUUUGGGUUUAUUGGGAGAAUGCUUGGUCUUGAAAGAGAAAGGAGAUAAAAGGUUGUCUCUGGUUUUAUUUUCGAAGCAAAUGAAGCAAAUGGAAAACUGAAGAUGAAGAAAAGAGUACAGUCACCUGAAGGAAGAAGGGAAGUAUGACUACCCUAAAUCCGGCAUGAUGGGGAGCAUUUUAUUGAUGCUAAACAAAUGUAACAUUGUGCUGCAAGUCAAUCAAUACAGUAAUUUAAGUCCUUUCAACUAUAAUGGAAAAGUAUGAAAAAUUAGCUAAGAUUGGAGAAGGGUCCUAUGGGGUUGUAUUCAAAUGCAGAAACAAAACCUCUGGACAAGUGGUAGCUAUUAAAAAAUUUGUGGAAUCUGAAGAUGAACCAGUUGUUAAGAAAAUAGCACUAAGAGAAAUACGUAUGUUGAAGCAAUUAAAACACCCAAACCUUGUGAACCUCAUUGAGGUAUUCAGGAGAAAAAGGAAAAUGCAUUUAGUUUUUGAAUACUGUGAUCACACACUUUUAAACGAGCUGGAAAGAAACCCCAAAGGAGUUGCUGAUGGAGUGAUCAAAAGUGUAUUAUGGCAAACACUUCAAGCUCUUAAUUUCUGUCAUAAACAUAACUGUAUUCACAGAGACGUAAAACCUGAAAAUAUUCUAAUAACUAAGCAAGGAAUAAUCAAGAUCUGUGACUUUGGGUUUGCACGAAUUCUGAUUCCAGGAGCCGCCUACACCGAUUACGUGGCGACACGAUGGUACCGAGCUCCUGAACUUCUUGUGGGAGAUACGCAGUAUGGUUCUUCUGUAGAUGUGUGGGCCACUGGUUGCGUUUCUGCAGAGCUUCUGACGGGCCAGCCACUCUGGCCUGGAAAAUCAGAUGUGGACCAGCUUUAUCUGAUCAUCAGAACACUGGGAAAACUAAUCCCAAGACAUCAAUCUAUCUUCAAAAGUAACCAGUUUUUCCAUGGCAUCAGUAUUCCUGAGCCAGAAGACAUGGAAACUCUUGAAGAAAAGUUCUCAGAUGCUCAUCCCAUGUCUUUGAAUUUCAUGCAGGAGUGUCUGAAGAUGAAUCCUGAUGACAGAUUAACCUGUGCCCAACUCCUGGAGAGCCCCUACUUUGAUUCUUUUCACGAGGACCAAAUUAAAAGAAAAGCACGUACUGAAGUAAGAAACAGAAGACGCCAGCAGAAUCAACUGUUGCCUCUCAUACCAGGAAGCCACAUCUCCCCCACACCUGAUGGAAGAAAACAAGUCCUCCAGUUAAAAUUUGAUCAUCUUCCAAACAUUUAGGAAAAUGUUCUUUCAAGUGGAAAGUAAUUUAAUAUGUACACAUUUUUGUACAAAAGAGAUAGGAAUUCUCAGUGUUUCAAGUGCAAAUGAGCCAUAUGAAAAUUAAGAUGCCUUCUAGAAUUGUUUUGCUCUGAUCAUUACUGAUUCCUCUGCCCGUGCUUUUUACAUGCCAACUUUAUCUUUUAGAACAUUUUCUUUAAAUGUUAUAGAGUCUGAAACUGCACAUAUGGAGGAGACAUUUCCAUUUCAUCAGAGCAGCCCCUCCCGAGGCAAUUUAUAGUGAGAGUUUGUGGGCUUGUACAUUGAUUGUUGGAAAAGAUUUACAUAUGUUAUUUUGGUUUACCUGACCACAUAAUGUCUUAGAGCAUUAUCAAAUAGCUUGCCUAGCUGUUUUUGUGUAAGGAAUGACAUUAUGUUUCUGCAUUUUAAUUCACGCUUACUGUAACCAGGUCUGUUGAGUAAUGCUGAAUUUUAUAUUGGUGUAGGAAGGGAACCUUGAAAUGUCAUGUAGGUUUAUCCCUCGAUUCCAGGGCAGACUCUACUUUGUCUCAUGAGACACUGACGAUUCUAAUUUUAAAGCAAGUCAGAGAAAAUUCCAUACAUUUACAUAGCAAAUAAGGAACUACAAGGAAUUACCAUCCUCAUGACAUAAUGCCCAAUGAUAACCGACUGCUGACUCUAAUGCUGUCCUUUGGAACAUCAUCGUUUCUUAUUCUUUUUCCUGGCUCGAUCAUCUCAGUGCCUAGAUGUAUCCUGUUGGGUGCGUGUCCUAAAUAUUUAGUUCACAGUCGAUAUUCUUCCAAACCUUUGAAUCCAUAGCCUGUGUGAACUUGUGCAGCCCUAAACUUGUGUAUCAUGAGCAGAUCAGGUUUGUAAGUGCUUCCAACAACAGAAAGAUUGUCGUUCAGUUAACUUCUUUGUGUCUCCUACCAAAAAGAGGAAGCAAACAAACAAAACACCACAGUAGGUAAGCCCCGUUUACACUGGGAUAUUUUCCCAAGUACACUUGACAGAUACACCUAAAUACAUACAUACAUAUGUACACAUAUAUACAUAUAUGUUUAUAAGUUUUGAAACAUCAUGAUAGAUGCCUUUUAUCUUAGACAUCAAAGAAUGAGGCAGUCUGUUUAAAGGGCUUUUCGUUUGCUAGCAAGGAACUCAUGUAAAAUAAUAGCAUGGGGUUGUCUAUCACUGCCUGGCAUAAAGGCACAAAAUAGUGAUGUUUCAAUAACUAUUAAGAUUAUUUCAUUAACUCUUUUCUGCUCCUGGGUCUGGCAUGCUUACCUGAACGUUGUCAAAUUUUGCAAAUACACAUAAUUCCAAGAAAUGCCAUGUAUCUGGCACUAUACGCCAAGCAUAAAUUGUUUUUAGGAAAUCACACUAACAUCUUCUGUUCACCUCUAAAAGUUUAUUGCACUUAUAAACAUGGUUGUGGAAACUGCUAGAGAAUCUUGUUCAGUUAUUCGGGAGGAGCAUCUCUUUACUUAGGAAUUAUGGCAUCUCAACAGGGGUUUCUUGCUCACUGGAAGGACAUUCUAAAUGGGCUUAUUUGGCCAUUUAACAUGCUUAGCGUGACUCUAAGCUUCUUUGGUCUUCCUCUUGUCAUUUUAUCAUCAAGAAUGUGCCUCUUCAGAUUUGUAUGUUUCUUGCGUUUUUAAUUAAAUGAUGCCACAGGAGCAAGGAAAAUGAGAAAUAAAAGAUAAACGGCAACUUUGCUGAAAGAUUUCUUUUUAACUUCCAUAGUGUUUUUAUCAUGUAAGCCUUCUUUCUUUUUUUUUUAAAGAUUUUAUUUAUUUAUUCGACAGAGAGAGACAUAGCGAGAGAGGGAACACAAGCAGGGGGAGUGGGAGAGGGAGAAGCAGGCUUCCCGCGGAGCAGGGAGCCCGAUGCGGGGCUCGAUGCGGGGCUCGAUGCGGGGCUCGAUGCGGGGCUCGAUGCGGGGCUCGAUGCGGGGCUCGAUCUCAGGACCCUGGGAUCACGACCUGAGCCAAAGGCAGACACUUAACGACUGAGCCACCCAGGCGCUCCUCAUGUAAGCCUUCUUAUUGCCAAACUACUCAUCCUGCUCCAGCUCUCCUAAAUUACAUUACACACACACACACAGACAAACACACUCAGAAAUUCAGAACACAGCACACAACUCCAGUUCCCAUUUUGCUUAUAAUCAUGCUUCAAACGGUUGAUAGGGUGACUGUCAUUUCUUAGUUUUGCUUACAUUUAAGAAUUACUGCAAACUGGCGUUCUUCUCUCUCAAUUUUUUUUUCCAUAGACAAAUCCAUCAUUUAGAGAUCACUGGGGAGGGGGAAAGAGGAGAAAGCAUCUAAUGCUUAGGAAAGUGCUCUGUUGCAGUCCUUUUACCAUGAAGAAAAACAAUCAUCCGAGUAACAUUUGCACACUGGCCCUUUCCCUGGGCGACCCGCCUCGGAAUCACGCAGGCGCACAGACCUCAACCUACAACUCUUUUCUGUUUUAAGUGCCUGUUUCUCACUUCGGUGCUGCACGGACUCCCUUGCACUUCUCAGCCACAUGGAAGAUAGGUGCGCUUCAGCAUGUAGUGCCCAAAUUAAGUAAUGACUUCUGUAAAACUCAGCGGGCUCUUCACAGAAGCCCACACGGUUCUGUAACCACGCAUUUCCUUUACAUUCUUGUGAGGUUUCUGGCUCACCUGUGACUUGUCUCACCCGUGCCAGCUUUCAAGCUUUUUAAUUUAUGUAUAUAGCUCUUUCCUGGUGCCGUCCAAGUAUUGAGCCAUCAUGGUGAGCAGCACCACCUGAAUGCUCCGCCCUCUCCACUCCCAGGCGUGAUCGCUUCGCACCCUGGUUUCCCCAGACUUUCCACAUCGUACCUGAGAAUCUCCAAGCAGCCAAGCCGUUCGUUUUAUUUGGUUUGCAGAGCACUUCACGGAGAAUUGAAAAUGCGGACUUUAGUUCCUGCUGCUGCUUCAGGGAAGAAGGAAAUAAAUACACCGUAGAAAGGCCGUUUCAUUAGACCUUUAUCAGCCCUGGGAGUCUGCUUGCUUGGACUCUGCCUUUGGGCUCCUUUCAGUCCUGGUCCUAUUCGACCGCACUUGUUCCAACUUGCCCCCAGCCACAAAGCCCUUUUAGGGGGUCGCUUUUGGGGAUUAUUUUAACUAGACUGAAUUGUCAAAAAAUUGUAUUCAAGAGGUUUUUGCAUGCUUUGGAUUAGGGAGAUAAUUGAGGAAGGGGUGCAGACAAAGCUCUCAGGCAGGAAAGAAAGAGGUGAGCAGAGAGCAGACUAUCCCCCUUCUAAGUCAGCCAUAUCACGGCUCGUCAUUGCUCUGCAGAUCUCCCAAACUACAAGACCUAAGAAAAUUAGUAAGUUAUUUUGAAAAAAUUCUCAACUCUGAAGAUUUUUUGUGGUUCUUUAGCUUACUUGCCAUGGAAUUACAGUUGUUCAAAAAGAUGGCACUUUCUUAUUCAUUUGUCACUACCAAUGAUUUCCAAUCCUGGUUUCGGAACAACUUGAAUGGCACAGAAUUCUCAAAAGAAAAAACAAAACAACAACAAAAAGACCAAAAAACUUUUUUUUGUUAAUUAAAACAUACUACCAGAAGAGGAAUGAUCGUACAACUGCACAAACCUUAAAAUCUUUUUUUUUUUUUAAGAUUUUAUUUAUUUAUUUGAGACAGAGAGAAUGAGAGACAGAGAGCACGAGAGGGGGGAGGGUCAGAGGGAGAAGCAGACUCCCCGCCGAGCAGGGAGCCCGAUGCGGGACUCGAUCCCGGGACUCCAGGAUCAUGACGGAGCCGAAGGCAGUCGCUUAACCGACUGAGCCACCCAGGCGCCCAGCACAAACCUUAAAAUCUUGAAAAAAUUGGGGAGUCAGUAUAAGUAUUAACUGAAUCACAGAUUCUGAUUUAUAAUGCAUACGUAUGCAUUACGUAUAAAUUUGUGAUGCAUACAAUUAAGACAUAAAGAUAAAAUGCCACACACAAUAAAGUAAUGUUCUGGGUGUGUGUGUAUGUGUGUGUGAGUGUGGGUGUUUGUUUCCUAAUAAAAUCAUGAACUCAUCAACUUCAUUCUUGUUUUAGUAGAAGACAAAGUCUUUACCAGUGGUAGGUUAAAGAAUAAUAGACUUAUCAUUUGGUCUGGGCGUUAGGACACCAGGUUCUUGACUGGCCUGCAAUUCUCCGUGUAGCCUUGUCACAACGUUUAACUGUUCUGUGCCUUCAUUUUCUCAUUUGAAAAAUAAAGGAAGAGAUAAGCUAGGUGAUUUCUAGGGCUCCCAUUCAGCUGUGGACUUCUAUGAUUCUCCAUAGCACAUGGCAUUUCCGUCCUGGACAUUUCUCCCACUAGAAGAGGCUUUCUAGAGAGGAGCUAGAUCUCUCUCUCUCUCUCUGUGUCUCUGUCUCUCCCCUUCUCCCUCCCCAUCUCUCAUCUCUCCCUCGCUUGCUUGCUUUCACACUCACACACACACAUACACACAACCACUCCCUGCUAGUUCUAUCACGUCAAUAGUUUGCAGACAACUAAUGGAGGUUCAAUUGUAUAAACUAGAGUGGAUUUUAAAGCUAAUUAUCACUAAAUUUUAAUUAAAUAAAACAGGUGUGCUUUUAAAAUGCAGAGUAAUAUGUAAUCAUUCUUUGAUGUUUUAAUAUAUAACUCUAAUUAGCUGGGAAAUGAUACAUAUGCUGUGAAAUACUAAUUUAAGAUCUCCAUUAAGGCAAAGAACACUGAGGACAUUUCUAACUUCAGCAAAACUUUUAAUGCUUUCAGUAAAUGGUAACUUAAGGGAAUUCUACAAAUAUGUCUAAAUUAUACCAGUUUUAUAUUUGAGCAGCAGAGACUCAGUUUCAGUCUACUUUAUAUUUAACCUGUAAUCUACUCAAGCUGAGAUUUGGUUAUCGUACUUAACAGGAGUAGAAACAACUUGUAUUUAUUAAAGUUACAAUUUUUCUUUUCUGUUGUGAACACUAGUCACUGACCAUGUCUCUCAAUACUGUCACAUUGAAGAUUUUAGAAUCUAUUAGUAGAGAAGCAGGUCUAUUUCAAACCUCGUGAACUUGUAGCUGUAAUAUUAAUUAGCACACAAUAAUUAGCAUAAUGACAACUUAUACCGCAGAAACAAUUCACUACAAAGCAGUUUUAGUUAUUAGGUUAAAUAUACGUAAUAUUUUAAAAAUUUAGCUGAAGAUGUUUGGAAAACCUAAAUAUGGGCUUAAAUACUUUGGUGACCUUACAUUUGUAUAUAUAACUCAACCUGAAUAUGUUCUUUAGUUUAUUUUAAUAAAAGUUAGAAAUA